Molecule: messenger RNA, 1266 nt
Organism: Canariomyces notabilis
Lineage: Eukaryota; Fungi; Ascomycota; Sordariomycetes; Sordariales; Chaetomiaceae
Exons: 2
Coding region: 1-1266 (421 amino acids)
Source: RefSeq, a predicted model, not a curated record
AUGGACAUCCACGCGCUGCUUGGCCGGCUUCGUGCCGUUUUCCGUCGGAAACCGGCACAGCUAGGCGAAGCCAUCAAUCGCUGGCUCUCGGGCUUCAAGCUGAAAGGAUCGCCCGGUCAGGAGUCGGUCAUCCUCCACCACGGUCCAACAUCUGCCGAAACCGACUACGACUUUCCCAAAACCAUCACACGAGAGGAAUUGCUGUCAUCCGCCAUCAGCCAAGAUGCAUCCCUCUUCUUCACCAUCCUGCCGCUCGAGAUCCGGCGCAUGAUCUAUCGCGAAGUGUGGAGCGCCUAUCUCAAGCCCCGGCGCCUCUCGCCGUCGAGUCCCGGGUCGGACUUGCGACUGCACAUCUAUGCUAACGGCUCCGAUCGCGUCAACCUGGGACACACCACGUGCGAGGUCCACCCGGGUGAGCCGACGCAGGAGGACGCCUGGGUCACGUCGCCCUGGCCGUUUGAGAACCACGGCAGCAAUCCUAGCAGGAUGCCGCCCCGCUGGUUUUGGUUUGCUUGGGUCAUGCGUCUCAACUGGGGCAAGCACUGGCAGUGUCAGCACGCCAUCCAGAAGCGCUGGGAUCCCAUGACGGGAUAUGCUGAGCCGGCUGAGAAGGCGCCUUUUCUGGCUGUGUUUUUGACGUGCAAGGAGAUGUAUCUCGAGGCCAUCGUGUCCUUUUUUGAAACCGUCACGCCCAUCUUCACCUUCUCGGUAGACGCCCACCGCUUCUUCAUCAGACGCCCGCAUUCCUUCCUGGGCGAGCUCAAGUCGCUCGAACUCAGCUUCAACAACCCCAACGACCACCUCUAUCUGACCCGGCGUUACCAGAGCAGCACCUCGGUCCGCUCUGCUGCUACCGGCGACGACUCAAACGACUCCCUACUGCAGAGCAUCCUGGCUCUGCCCGAUCCCAACGCUGGCCCUGAUGAGGAUGAGUCUGCCGGUAACGACGGCCUCUUUGGGCAGAACAUGUGGAUCAAUGUUCUUCAGGGCGUGCGCGCGGCGUGCCCGAAGCUCAAGGACCUGACCAUCACCAUCGGCGGCAAGAUUUCGCGCGAUGCGGUGCUCGCCGGGUUUGGAUGGAUUGAUAGAGAUGAGGGCUACGACUCGGAACCUGGCAGCGACGAACGGGACGGGGACGAUGCUUUGUCUGGGGAGAGGUGGGAGUUGCCUGGGAAGAUGGCAAUCACCUUCAAGCCGAACGGCGAGACGUAUAUCCAGGAAAAGGGGAGGCUGGUUCUGCAGGCGCCGGAGCAGGUCACGGUGUGA